This is a messenger RNA of Acanthochromis polyacanthus (spiny chromis), 933 nucleotides long. It is a transcript of the gene pudp, whose product is annotated as pseudouridine 5'-phosphatase. NCBI's taxonomy places the organism in Eukaryota, Metazoa, Chordata, Actinopteri, Pomacentridae. The coding region runs from base 59 to 748 and encodes 229 amino acids. Gene Ontology annotation, molecular function: phosphatase activity. The record is from RefSeq and is a predicted model, not a curated record. The transcript is spliced from 4 exons.
GUUUUUAGUUGACCUUCUGCUGUCACGUCCAACUCGGAAUUAAACUCACAAGUGAAACAUGUCAAGCAGCAACUACAAACCUGUGAGCCAUGUCAUCUUCGACAUGGAUGGAUUAUUAUUAGACACAGAGCGACUUUACACGGUGUCGUACCAGCAGAUAUGUGACCGGUUUGGAAAACAGUACACGUGGGAUGUGAAGGCAUCAGUGAUGGGUAAAAAGGCUCUGGAAGCUGCCCAAAUGAUUCGGGAUCGACUGGAGCUUCCCAUGACGGCUGAGGAACUGUUGGCCGAAAGCAGGAAGAUACAAGAAGAGAUCUUUCCCUCUGCAGAACUCAUGCCAGGUGUUAAGAAACUUGUGCAUCAUCUGCAGCAGCACAACAUCCCCAUUGCGGUGGCAACAAGCUCAGCCGGUGUGACGUUCCAGUUGAAGACGAGCCGACACAAAGACUUGUUUGCUAUUUUCGACCACAUUGUUCUGGGCGACGAUCCUGAGGUGAAGAAUGCCAAACCUCAGCCUGACUCCUUCCUGGUGUGUGCCAGCAGAUUCAACCCCCCUGCUUCUCCAGAGAAGUGCCUGGUGUUUGAAGACGCUCCCAACGGCGUGAAAGCGGCGCUGGCUGCCGGCAUGCAGGCGGUGAUGAUUCCUGACGACAACCUGGACCCUGGCCUUACCCAGGAGGCCACGCUGCGACUCAGGAGCAUGGAAGAAUUUGAGCCACAGCUUUUUGGGCUGCCGGCAUACGACUGAGCCAGACCGCGAAUCUGAAACCACACUACAAAAUUCCGCCUUUGUUCUUUGAGGGUGAUGAUGGAGAGAGGAAGUCCAGUUUUGUUUCCUGCCUGACUCAUAAUGUUAUGGGUGACUUUAUGUUGAGGCCAGUAAAUGAGAUUUAACUGUCAUCUCUCAGAUAAUAAAUGAUAUUAUUUCACAAA